Messenger RNA from Megalops cyprinoides (Indo-Pacific tarpon), 2342 nucleotides. RefSeq names its product ankyrin repeat domain-containing protein 10-like. The transcript is spliced from 6 exons. The record is from RefSeq and is a predicted model, not a curated record. Bases 172 to 1443 code for a protein of 423 amino acids. NCBI's taxonomy places the organism in Eukaryota, Metazoa, Chordata, Actinopteri, Elopiformes, Megalopidae. Gene Ontology annotation, molecular function: protein binding.
UGUGCGCGUCCUGUGCGGGGUUCGCUCCUUUGUGUGCUUUUUUGUCAUCUUGCGGUGCGGCGUGUGCCUCGGGGGAAGCAUUCGUUGGAGCACGAAAAGGAGCACGUUUUGUGCAGGGAAACGGAAGCAUUUGAAUUGUACGGGAAGGACUAGGUGUAGAUUCGUGAAAUAAUGUCUGUUAGCGUGGAAUCUGGAUUUUCUAGUGAAGAGGUGCUUAAUAUUCGCUUCCCACUGCACCGGGCGUGCAGGGAUGGAGAUAUCGGCGCCUUGUGCUCGCUCCUUCAGUGCAUCAAAAAUGAGGCAGACCUCGCCGCAGAAGAUUCUUUCUACGGUUGGACACCCAUACACUGGGCAGCGCAUUUUGGAAAGCUGGAGUGCAUGAUGCGUCUGGUGCAGGUGGGCAGCGGCGUGAACGCUGUGACGUCCAAGUUUGCCCAGACGCCCACGCACAUCGCCGCCUUUGGAGGCCACCCAGAGUGCCUGCUGUGGCUGCUUCAAGCCGGGGCCGACAUCAACAGACAGGACUAUGUGGGUGAGACGCCCAUCCACAAGGCGGCCCGGGCUGGCAGCAUUGAGUGUAUUAACACUCUUCUGUUACAGGGAGCCAAAGCUGACCUGAGAAACGCUAGUGGGCUGACCGCAGCAGACCUGGCCCACGCCCAGGGCUUCCAGGAGUGUGCCCAGCUCCUCUCUAACGCCCAGAACCAGCUCAACCAGCUCAAUGACUUCUGCCUCAAUGGCGUGGUCAAUGGAGACCGCCCUCAUAUCCAGGUGCGAAGCAUCUUCAAUGGGGCACCCAGUAGAAAAAGGUCACUUGAUUGCAUGGAGUCCAACCACAUCAAGAAGGCCAGAACUUAUGGCCCGGACUCACCUAUGAACAUGUUUGGCAGCGCGGAGGGGGAGCUGGAGAGCAUGCACACGGAGUCCGCGGAGGUGCCGUCCAGUUCAGGAGACCCUAUAGCCACAAAUUUGACCAACGGUCACACGCCGGAGGAGACUUUUCUGGCUAACGGAUUUUCUGUGAACAUGCCCUGCCACCUGCUGAAUGUCACUGGAGGCGAGAAUGCCCUGCUGGGCGAGGUCUCAGCCCAGUGGGUAACAGCAGGAGCCUGCCCCACGCAGAAUGGGUUGGCCAUGGGCUUCUCCACCCCGGCCUCCGAGGGGAAAGACAGCAGCCCGAGAGAUGACAUGUGUGGUUCCCUGCACCUCGAUGGCAGCCCGAGUAGCUGUGUGUCCCACCGGCCCACCUGGGCAUCGGCUGGUGAGGCUGAGCACUCAGACCUCGGAGAUACUCUGCACUACGGACACUACCACGGGUUUGGCGACACCGCGGAGAACAUAGAUGAGGCCAGCAGCCAGAUGGAGCACAGCACGUCCGUGAAGGCCGAGCAGCGGUACGACCAUGCGGUCUUCAGCACCAUGCACCUGUAUCACGGCUCUUAAGGCUGUGUCUGUCCAUCUCUUAGCCCAGCCAGCCAGCGCCAGAAUUGCCUGCCCUACACCAAACAGUGUGCGCAACUUCGCUGCUGCGAAGUUUUUGUUUGCCAGGGCAAUGGUUCAAUACUCCUGACCACACAUUGAGACAAAAGGGCAAUGUAGCCUUGCUUGUAAAGGGAAAAAAUAAGCUCUUUCGUUAUUUCUUGUAACGGUUGUACUAGUUAUUAUAUAAUAAUGUAGCAGUUUUUUGUGGCUGAAGGAGUUGUCAGUGGAUCCCAACUGAAAAGUUUGUAUGAGCAUACUAAAAUGCAAUUUUUACACUUUCAUUACCAAGUUCUGAAAUUGAUUUGAGUGCAUUUCGCUAGUUAGACUCCCUUUUGAGAAGCAACUGAUUCAUGCAUGUCCUUUGUCAGUUUGAAAAACAGUGACUUGUUUAAAUGUUAGAAGAGAAAAAUGUUUUUGUGCCAAAUUUAAUUAUUGAACAUGGCACCAGCAUUAAUCGAGACAUCAUGGUUUUGGAACUUAGAAUUUUUUUUUUAUGAAAAGUUGAGUGAAAAUGGAACUGGCUCAGGCUGUGGACGUGUUUGUGUUGUGAAGAGAAUUGCUUAAUUGAAUGGCCUCCAUCACAUUCCGUUUGGUAUCAUUUCUGUAUUCUGAUGACAAUAAAGAAACUGACCAUGAGUGUGUGUAGGUGUGUUCCUGAAACUACCGCUUUCCCUCCAGUCUCCAACAGCAAUAUACAUUAAUUAACAAACAUAUGUAAAUUGUGUAAAUCACACAGAGUGCACCAAUCAUCCUGUACUUCUCUUGCUACUUCAUUCCAUAUUUCUUUUUCAUGUCUUCAGCACUUGCCUGUCGCCUGUCACCCGGCAUCGACCUUCAUGGCCUGCAAUAGUAUAAACCCC